AUGUGCAACACAUUUCCAAAUGUUUAUUUUUUAACACUCGUCAUCGUCGUGUUUGAAUCGAUAAUUGCGGUUGUGUUCGCGAUUUUAUCAAUAAUUGGAAACACGUUGAUUAUCGCAGGGUUUUGGAAAAGCAAGACAUUAAGAACUAUUCCAAAUCGGUUAGUGGUGAAUCUAUCGAUUGUCGAUGUACUUUCUGCCAUAACAACACACCCUUUACUUGCGUCGGUAGUGAUUGAAGGGGCUUGGCGAUUUGGAGACGAAGCUUGUAAAUACCAAGCGAUUUUAAACUCUUUUCUAUUCAUAACGUCACAUUUUAGCAUAGCUCUGAUAACCCUUAAUCGGUAUUUCGUUAUUGUUCGUUACAAAAAAUAUACCGAAGUCUUUACCAAACGUUUAACACGUGUUUUUGUAGCCGCCAUUUGGGUCUUUUCAUCGUUUCUUGCUUCCACGCACUUCGCGGCGCAAGACAAAGCGAAAUUUCACGCCAAAGAAGCCUUUUGUAUUAUUUCCAAGGAGAAGUCUUCAAUUGCGUCGCUCAUAAUAACUGCGUUUGGAAAUAUCGCUUUUCUUACAACAGUUUUCUUGAAUUUUGCGAUUCUGAAACUGGUUCGCUUGCAUCGGAGUAGAGUAUCUGUUUCUUUCAAUAGAAACUCCUUCUUCGCGAAAGUUGCUAGACGCGAGGCACAGGGGAACGCCGGAAAAUCGUGCGCGAUUAAGAAGCAAGGAAUCCUGGCGAAUAAAAACGAAGAAUUCUACAUCGCAAGAAAGGUUGUCAUCGUGACAAGCUUGUACACUUUAUGUUGGCUUCCUCAAGGAAUAAUAAAAAACGCCAGCCUGGCAAAUCAGGAUUUCUCACGGGAGAUCUGGAUGGCAUCUACAUUCUGUAUGCAGCUGAGUUCUGUCUUAAAUCCAGUGCUUUACGGAUUUCUCAACAGAAAAGUGAAGAAAGCCGUUUUUGGUAUGUUGGGAAUUGGAGUUUGCAAACGAAUUCAUGUCACUACGACAGAUCGAGAAAUUACUUCAAGACAGCUGAGAUUGAAAAACACUUUCACUGUGAUUCAGGCCCUCGAUCAAGUUAAGUGCAACGACGUCGUCCCUGUACGCCUGGAGUGAAGCGAAAUGAAAUGAAAU
Orbicella faveolata is the source of this 1131-nucleotide messenger RNA. Its product is annotated as octopamine receptor beta-2R-like. Gene Ontology annotation, cellular component: membrane. Gene Ontology annotation, biological process: G protein-coupled receptor signaling pathway. Gene Ontology annotation, molecular function: G protein-coupled receptor activity. The record is from RefSeq and is a predicted model, not a curated record. NCBI's taxonomy places the organism in Eukaryota, Metazoa, Cnidaria, Anthozoa, Scleractinia, Merulinidae.